AUGGACCUCCUCAAGGUCCUUUCACGAGGGACAAAGAAGACGCCGAAGUCUGCAGACACGCUUGCGCCGCCCUCCAAACCGAGCAACCCCCAGCUAUACCACGAUGCGACCCGCGGCGUGAAGCGGAAACGCAACGAAGAGGCGCUCAACGUCGCCUCCAAAGACGACGAACAAGACAUCGACUUCUUCGCACCACCCGAGAACAAGAAGCCUGCAGCUGCCGCGACGGCCACCCAGGACAUUCCCAAGAGCUCCCAAGGUGGACCGAGCCCGCAACUCCUUGACCAGGACGAGAUUCGACAAGUCCUUCGGUCGCACCGCCUGAAAUUUACCCUGCUAUCCAAACACGAGAACGAAAAGUCCAAGGUCAAGAAGCCCAAGCGCAAAGCGCAGGUGCAGCAGAAAGGCAAAGAGAAGAAGUCCCUGUACCCUCAGCCUUUGGUCAGCUUCAAUGAAUUGCGGUCGACCUACAACAUCUCCCCGCGGCUGGUCGAGAAUCUGGCCAAGCAAGGUUUCAGGCUACCCACUGAGCCUCAGCUCGCCACCCUGCCGCUGCUGAUCGAUUCGAGUCUUGCGCUACGACAGGCCUUGCCUGAGGGUCUAGAGAUGCCCACAGACAAGCCCGUGAACCUCCUUGCGGUGGCACCGACUGGAAGUGGGAAGACACUGUCCUUCUUGAUCCCGAUUAUGAAUGCGAUUCUGCGGCGCCGAGCGGGAGGUGCUCAAUCUAAAGGUCACACUCUCGAAGCUCUCGUGAUUGCACCGACCCGGGAGCUUGCACAUCAAAUUGUCACCGAGGGGCAGCGACUGUCCGAAGGCAUGGGAGUGAAGAUCGUGGGGUUCAAGAAGGGAAUGCGGAUCACAGCAGAAGCCGGGACGGCGGAAUCGGCCCAUGGCGACAGUGCUCUCGACGAAAGUGACAAUGAAAGCGACAGCAAAAGCGAAGAUGCCGCGAACUCGAAUGAGUCUGAGGAGGAAGAGGAGGAAGAAAGCGAGGCGGAUUCAGCGAACCGACCAGUAACAAAAGCUGAUAUAUUGGUCACGACACCCAUGUUACUUCUCAACUUUCUGAAAAAAGGGACCAAGUCGAAAAGGACAUUACCGACAGUUCGAUCGAUCGUUCUUGACGAAGCCGACGUCCUGCUUGACCCCCUAUUCCGGGACCAAACACUUGGCUUGGUGUCAUCUUGCAUUCAUGAAGACCUCCAGUUCACGUGUUGGUCUGCCACCAUGGGGUCAAACAUAGAGGCUUUCCUAUUGGAGACCCUUUCGUCGCCCAACUCCAACUCGUCCAUGGCUCCCUUGGUCAGGUUAGUGGUUGGACUAAAGGAUACCGCGGUGCCAAGUGUCAAUCACCGACUACUCUUCACUGGUGACAACGAACGAGGGAAACUCUAUACAUUGCGACAGCUGCUUCAUCCUAGUUCUUCCAGCUCCACCAUUCCGGACAUGCGCUUGCCGUUCCUGGUCUUUGUGCAGACCAUUGAGAGAGCGACUUCGCUGCACGACGAACUCAAGUUUGAGUUUCCUGCCGAGGCUGGAGGAUCCUCACGGAUUGCGACUCUCCACUCGUCCCUUUCCGAAUACGCUCGAUCCAAGAUCAUAGCACGAUUCCGGGCUGGCGAGAUUUGGGUACUGAUCACGACCGACUUGCUAAUGCGUGGGAUUGACCUGCGUGGCGUCAAUGGUGUUAUCAACUAUGACAUUCCACUCUCUGCAGCAGCGUACGUCCACAGGGUCGGUCGAACUGGCCGGGCUGGUCACGAAGGCGGUGUUGCGGUCACAUUCUACACCAAGGAGGAUCUGCCUUACCUGAAGAACAUUGCCAAUGUAAUUUCCCUCAGCGAAAAACAGGCCGGAAAGGGCAGCGAGGAAGGAAUUCCGAAGUGGCUCAUGGACGCACUGCCAAAGGUAAAGAAGGAGGACAGGAAGAAACUCAAGGAGAGAGGUGUGGAAUCCCGGAGAGGAACUAAAGCCCAGGUUACAACCAAGAGUGCUUGGGAACGGAAGCGUGAGAAUAAUAAACGAGGCGCGAUUGCUGGAAGCAAAAAGCGCAAGCUCGAAGAACCAGAGGCUGGUAACGAUAAUGGGCAGGAUAGCGAAUGGGGUGGGCUUGACGAUUGA
Molecule: messenger RNA, 2124 nt
Organism: Neoarthrinium moseri
Lineage: Eukaryota; Fungi; Ascomycota; Sordariomycetes; Amphisphaeriales; Apiosporaceae
Exons: 1
Coding region: 1-2124 (707 amino acids)
Biological process (GO): maturation of SSU-rRNA
Cellular component (GO): 90S preribosome
Molecular function (GO): nucleic acid binding; RNA helicase activity; ATP binding
Source: RefSeq, a predicted model, not a curated record